UGCUCAGCUGUGAUUGUGUAUACUGGUGUGUACACCUGUGUGACGCGUGAUUGUUGUUAUUUAAUUGUCAAACUGUGGUGCGAAAUGGAACCACCUGGCGGGAGGGAUUCCCGUUUUAACUUGGGAUACAGCAUGAAUCUGUUAAGUGGCGAGACUGCACCCGAGAUUUACGGCAACCCGAGCCUGGGCCGGCCGUCCACUAGCUUACAGCAACUGUCGCCGCGGCAUACGAUGGUGUCUAGUGCUUGUGGCGGCCGAGGACUUAAAUCCGACAUGUAUGACGAGCGGGGGAUGUCGUCCCAGAGCAUGGGCCUGGAGGCCUGCGGUGUGAAUGACAUCUCCGAAGACACUUAUAGUUCGUUACAGUCCAAGAAGUCACCCCCUAGCAACGGCAAAAAGACCAAAGGCAGAGUUAAGAUCAAGAUGGAAUACAUCGAAAACAAGCUGCGGCGGUACACGACGUUCUCAAAGAGAAAAACUGGAAUCAUGAAGAAGGCGUACGAGCUCUCGACGUUGACCGGGACCCAGGUGAUGCUCCUGGUGGCGUCCGAGACGGGCCACGUGUACACCUUCGCAACCAGGAAGCUGCAACCGAUGAUCACCAGCGAGGCAGGGAAGGCCCUCAUCCAGACCUGCCUCAACAGCCCCGACCCGCCGGCCGGCUCCGCGGGCGGCGACCAGAGGAUGUCCGCCACCGGCUUCGAGGAGACGGAACUCACCUACAACAUCAGCGACGAGGACUCUAAAAAUGAAAACAUGUCAGCCGGCGACUCAAGCGACAGUUGCAGUGACGGCGAAAUGGACACCGAAACACCCCUGUCGGUAUUCGUUCCCCCAGACACCCCUUCCUUCAACACGAUGUCGCCCCCGUCCUCACCAUACCAGCCGAAACAAAGACAGUCCUCACCUUCCACCCCCACACCGUCCUCAACACCUUCGUCUUCUUCGACGCCAACGAAAACUUCAUCGACCGCAUCUUCGCAACCUCCCAUACUGUCCCCUCUGGUCUAUCAAACCCCGCAAGGCAUGAUGUACGCCACGCCAUCUACCGGAGGGGUUAUCCUGAGCCUGGCGCAGGGUGAUCCUAACUCUGCUCAUCCGCAGUUCAUCACGAUACCGUUAUCGAUGGUGGCCACUAACGGCCAAGGGGAACUAGAUCUAUCCAAGCGGAAGUGACACGUCUCUGCUCUUCCUUUAAAAGUUUUUUCACCCAGGCCCUGACCAGCCGGUUUCCUUUUCCGGCUAUUUCGUACCUUUCACGUUCUCUGCGGCGCGAGGCCUGUGCACUUCCUCGACGAGGAGGUACCGUUUCAUUUAUUGAUCGAGUUCAUUUUUAUUCUUCAUGUACAUUUAUUUAUUAUUUUUUAUAGCUUUGUUUUUUGUAUAUAAUAUCACUGUCGGAAGUUGUCUAUUAAUGCGCUCUGUAUUGUAGACACGUUACUUUUAUUUCGCCUUACAUUGUAUCGCUGUAGACUACUGUUUACUUUUAAGUUUUACUGCACGUUAUGAAAAGGUAGACGCCAAGCAGAAAUACUGUUUCGUAGUUGAAAUUUGCUCAAAAUUUUUGUAAAGUAUCAGGUCAGUGAAUACUAUAUUCAUAUAUUCAGCAUAACAAAUGGAGGAAAAAUAAAAUUGAAUGCAGAUAACAAGUCACGAAAGUUAUCCAUUACAGAACAUGGAUCUAGUACCCAACAAGACUCUGAACCUUUUUUGCGUGUAAAAUUUUUAUAUAAAAAAUGCCCAAUAGAAGUUUCUGAUUUUUCCUGUCUAUCCUGGUAUUUCAGACGAGUGGGUCAUAAUUAGCUAUUUUCUCGUUUAAAAAAAUUAGAUCACGACCAUCUGUAAACUUGAGUUUCUGGGAAGAUGAUUCGAUUUAUGGAAAUUAAAGAUUAUAGUUUUUUAUCUACAUUAAACCAAACAAUUAAAGGGUCAAAAGAAUUUCCGAAAUUUUUCCGUGAUUUUUGACAGACUGUAUUUAAGUGAAAAAUGGUCGUUUCGAGAAUUAAAAAAAAACAUUUUGAAGCUCUAAGAUUAUAGUUUUUGGACUUUCGGUCGAAAAUUUUUGGGAGCUACGGUUACCAUGCAAUUCUAAGAAAUAGCGCAACAAAAAAAUU
Molecule: messenger RNA, 2114 nt
Organism: Anoplophora glabripennis (Asian longhorned beetle)
Lineage: Eukaryota; Metazoa; Arthropoda; Insecta; Coleoptera; Cerambycidae
Gene: bs
Product: serum response factor homolog
Exons: 4
Coding region: 85-1176 (363 amino acids)
Biological process (GO): positive regulation of transcription by RNA polymerase II
Molecular function (GO): RNA polymerase II cis-regulatory region sequence-specific DNA binding; DNA-binding transcription factor activity, RNA polymerase II-specific; protein dimerization activity
Source: RefSeq, a predicted model, not a curated record